AUGGCUCAAAAAAUUAGCAGACCUCUUGCUGAAAAUGUUGAAAAUGUGGAUGACUGCUGUGUUAACUUUGAACUGUUGGCGUAUGAUAUGUUGCUCGAUGAACACAGCAAACUCUGGCUUCUGUCUAUUCAUCAGUCGCCAAGUUUGGAUGUGCACUGUGAGGUGGAAGCUGAUGUUAAACAAGAAUUAAUCGGCAGUUUACUGAGGCUUGUACAAAAACUAAUCUUAAAAACACCAAAUUCAAAAAGAAAAGUGAAUUCCCAAUUAAUUGACGAUCAAAUAUCAUGUAUAACAAAUGCUCUGAUGUUGAAAAAUAAGAUAAAACCUCUAAUAACAAAGCAUCAAAAGCAAAUGCUGAAUGAGUUGAUGGCUGGCCUUUCCACUGACAUUGAGCAAGUGACUUCAAAAUACUUCAAACUGAUAUUCCCAUGUAACAAUCCACAGCUUAUGGAUUCCUACACGAGAUUUCUCAAGAAAAUUUACUCCAUUUUUGAAUCCUUUUUCAGUGAGAACGAUUACAAGAAGUAUUUAGAGAAGCAAAAAUUGAUUCUCUUACAAAUUCAAGAGAACUGGGAUGAGAUGAAAGAAGAAGUGGCCAAAUUUUGGUUUUCUCAAUUAAAUGUCGCCAAACAAAAACAAGUGAUAGAUGUCGUGAACAAUAAGGUUGAAUUCAUCUUGAUCAGCAAAUGCCACCUCUUGAAUUGCCAUAACGUGACCUUCCUGAGAACGUGCAAAAGAAUAUUUAACCAUCUUCUUUCCAAUCAUGGUUCAGCACUGUGGGAAUCUUUCUCACAAAAGAGAUUAGAAAAUAUCGAUUUCGCCAUGUCUCAGUUUGCUGUAAUUAAGUUCACUAUACUAUGCAACAAUAAACAGUCAAAAUUUGAAAAUAAUGUUAAAACGAAAGCCAAAUUCAUAAAAACCUAUUUUUGUUCAACUGGCUACUUGAAAUCAUUUUGCCACUGGCAAACAAUCUCGAAGAAAACCCGAAUAAGUGUGGACGUGGAUAAAGCCCAGAAUCCUUGUGUCAAAACGUUUCAAAGUUUUGUAAUUAAAAAAAUUUUUCAAGUAUUUCAAAAAAUGUGGGAAAACAUCUUGAGAAACGAAUCCUCUCCUUUGGAACUUGAAUGUUACCGACGGGAUUGCAAUUUUGAAAAUGAUCCGAGCGGAAACAGUAAGCCAGUGAAGCAUUGGAACGAGAAUAGAAGAGCGAGGAGGUUUUGUUUCGAAUAA
This is a messenger RNA of Helobdella robusta, 1230 nucleotides long. RefSeq lists its product as hypothetical. Gene Ontology annotation, cellular component: cilium. The transcript is spliced from 10 exons. The record is from RefSeq and is a predicted model, not a curated record. Gene Ontology annotation, molecular function: tubulin binding; tubulin-glutamic acid ligase activity. Gene Ontology annotation, biological process: microtubule cytoskeleton organization; protein polyglutamylation. Lineage: Eukaryota; Metazoa; Annelida; Clitellata; Rhynchobdellida; Glossiphoniidae. Bases 1 to 1230 code for a protein of 409 amino acids.